Molecule: messenger RNA, 2379 nt
Organism: Rubroshorea leprosula
Lineage: Eukaryota; Viridiplantae; Streptophyta; Magnoliopsida; Malvales; Dipterocarpaceae
Source: the annotation of a GenBank genome assembly
AAAAAAGAAACCAAACUAUCCCUUCACUUUGCCACACAGAACCUUCGAGGGAGAAGAAUUUAGCCUAACUCCUCCUUAUCUACAUUUUUUUUCUUCCUCUGUUCUAAUGCUAGCUAGGUCAACCAGCAAAAAAAAACAAAGAAGGAAAAACCCACUUGGUCCUGUCUGAUUCUUGAUAUGGGUUUGUCUUGUUUAGGGUUUUGAGUGUGUAAAGGUGAGACCUUUCUCUUGGGUUUCAAAGAUCUGGGAGAGAAAAUCAUUCAAAUUUGAAGGGGAGGGGUAUGUGAAGUUGUGUGAGUUUAUUUUACCAUAAAAAAGAUGGUAGCUUAAUAGACUCACCUUUUUUCCUUUCUUCCUUUUCCAUUUCACCAUUGAUCCUAUGGUGGGAUUUUGAUCUGAAUCAUACAAUAUAUUGGGUCAUUAAAGAAGGUAAAUUUGGAGGUGGGUCAUGAUGAACUUUGUGCUAGAGGAAAAAGGGUAUUGCAAUAAUGAAGAAGAAGAUGAUGAGGAAGUGAUAGGAGGGAAUACCGCAAGUGAGUUCCCAUUUUCCUCUUCCUCUUCUUCCGCAAAUUCUCCCAAGUACAAAGGUGUUUUCAAUCCUGAUAAUCAGCAUCGGCAUCAAAACCUAUGGCUGUUGGGUUCGCUUGAUAAUUCUCAAGAAGAUCAGUGCCGAAUGCAAGGAGCAGCAAUGAAUUUUGACAAGAAACUUGAGCUCAUGGACUUGUCACUUGGCAGCAAUGAUGAAUCCAACGGAAGUGGAGGCGGAGGAAGAGGGUUUGGAGCUGGCGGCGGAGAAAGUAGCAACUCUGUUGAGAAAGAGCACAUGUUUGAUAAAGUUGUGACCCCAAGCGAUGUUGGAAAGCUCAACCGCCUGGUCAUACCCAAACAACAUGCCGAGAAGUACUUUCCGCUCGACUCUUCGUCCAACGAAAAGGGUCUUCUCUUGAAUUUCGAUGAUCGGAACGGGAAGUCGUGGCGGUUCCGCUACUCUUACUGGAACAGCAGCCAGAGCUACGUCAUGACUAAAGGGUGGAGCCGUUUUGUCAAGGAGAAAAAACUGGAAGCCGGUGAUGUCGUGUCGUUUCAGCGCGGCGUUGGGGAGUCGGGAAAGGACAAAUUGUACAUUGAUUGGCGGCGCCGACCUGAUGCACCGAAUCCCUCUGCUCUUGCACACAUACAAUAUCACAACCAGCUUAACUACUUCUCUCAACCAGUCGGUUGGAGCAGGCUCUAUUCGCUGCCGCAAUCCGUCUCCCUGCCACCGCGAAAUUACGAGCCCUUACACCGACUGAAUUACAGUAUUUACCCAUACAAUCACCAUCAUCAACAUCAACAGCAAGGAAUUGCCUACGCCAAUGUAGCGCAGAAUUACCUAAGGUCAUCCGGGUCAUCACUUUAUCACCAAAGCCAAAUUGGGUCGGCUCCGGAGACGGGCGGUAGAGUCCCCAUGGUGAUUGAUUCAGUUCCUGUGGUUCAAGGCCAAACGGCGGCCAAACGGCUGCGCCUUUUCGGCGUAAACAUGGAUUGUCCUGUUGAGGAUGAAUCAUCACCCACCAACAUCCAUCGUGGGAAAGUGGUAGCUUCAUUUCCUCCUCCUCCUCAAUCAAGGUCCCAACUGCAACAAUUCGAGUAUUCAAAAAAGGGAAAAUCCUCCUUAUCCUUUGAUUUGGAUCCAUAAGAAAUUCAGCAUAUCUUUGUUUCUGUUUUUGCUGUCUCUUGUUAAUUUUUAAUUGUCUCACUACUAUAGUUUGUUGAGGUUUGGGAUCUGUGAAAGAGGCACAACCUUAUGAAUGAAUGAUGGGAAGAUCAGGAAGAUGAUAAAUUGUGUAUAAAUAUUACAGAGACAGAAAUAUCUUAUUUUCCUUUACUAGGCCUUGGAUUUCCAAUUGCCAUCUUUCCCUUUACCCAAGUUUGUUUUGACUGGAGAUCAUCAAGUUUGCCAUCUUUCUCUUCCUCUUUAGUUACAACAUUCAACUGUAUAUUCUCUCCAUUUUGCAGAAUUUGCCUUCCCUUUCCCUUCCUACUUUUUCCUUCUCUUUCCCUCAGUUUCUCUCUCAUCAGCUUGUGGCCACUGCUCACCCAAGCAGACCUGCAAGGCAAGCAUGGAAAGUUGCAGCUCCAUAAAAGCCAUGAUCUUGUUUUUGGACUGCUAUAUGUCUACACACAUUGAAGAAAUUAAAAGGAAAAAAAAAAAGGGCAAGUCCAUUCUGGUUAAUUAGGGGGGUCUUGGAAAGAGGUACAUUUUUGAGACUACUGAACUACAAGUACUGAGAAGUUUAAUGCUUUCUGGGAUAUAUUUGUUCCAUAUGGUCCAGUAUGUCGAGCAAUUCUAUUCAUCUUGAUUAGUUGUUACUGAUCAUAUAAAUUAAUAUGUUUAUA